Molecule: messenger RNA, 621 nt
Organism: Fusarium proliferatum ET1
Lineage: Eukaryota; Fungi; Ascomycota; Sordariomycetes; Hypocreales; Nectriaceae
Exons: 1
Coding region: 1-621 (206 amino acids)
Source: RefSeq, a predicted model, not a curated record
AUGAAGUUCUCUCUUGGUCCCAUCCUCCUCGGCCUGGCUGCCAUUACAGGCGUCACAGCCUCGCCUGUGCCAGCCUCUGAUGCUGCCACCUUCAACGACAACGUCGCCAGAGCUCCUCAUGCACCUGCUGUGCCUGAUGAUUUUGAGCAGACUGCCAACGUUGAGACGAACGAAGUCGCCAUCGUCCCUCGCGACGUGAGCGAUGAAGCAGCUUCAGGCUUAUCCAAGAGAGCCAUCAACAAGUUUUUCAAGAUCCACGUCGUCAAUGCAGCCGGCAGAGUCCUGGGCAUCAUUGUCAUCGACUACGUGAUCAACCAACUUCCCGGCAACCAUGAGGGUAUCAACGCCUUCUACGACAAACUCACAAACGUCAAGGUCAACGGUGAGAUUGUCGCUACACAUUUUGAGAAUGCCGAGAAUCCCUUCAAGACCGCACAGAAUGUAGUUUUUGACUUCAGCACUAAAGUAGUUUCUGGUGUCAUUGACCUGGGUCUUGAUGCGGGCGGAACCGCUCUUAAGGUUGUUGGCACUUCGGGUAUUGAACUGGGCAACCUUGUUGUCGCAAAGGUGCUCCAUAUCUUUAACGAUCAGAACAAGAAGAUUGGAAGCGUGGCUGUUUAA